Molecule: messenger RNA, 1281 nt
Organism: Dissoconium aciculare CBS 342.82
Lineage: Eukaryota; Fungi; Ascomycota; Dothideomycetes; Mycosphaerellales; Dissoconiaceae
Exons: 3
Coding region: 316-1149 (277 amino acids)
Source: RefSeq, a predicted model, not a curated record
AUAUGGCUGUCGUCCGGAUCAAGUCCAGCGUUGGUAUACCAUUGUUCGGGAAUGUUUCGGUGCCGACAACCCCCCUCCUCCUGGGAACCUCUUCGAGCACGAGGUCGUUCUCACUCCGAUGGCGCCCGCCAUUGGUCCUAAUCCCAGUCCGAGAGUCUCGAUGGGACCUUCGGGAGUGCCUGUUGCUGCGAAGAACAGGCAUGGACUCGGCCUACGUCUUGAUCCAACCGCUUAUGAUGGUAUGACAGAGAUGAGCCAGACCCCGAGAGCGGCCUACGCACCGACCUCUUUUGUCAGCCCGCCUUCUGUCCGCACAUGACUCCCCGGUCGUCGAAUGGUUCUGUUGGCGAGCCAGACGCGGCCGCAUACUCUUUCGUCGCUCCGGAAAUGUCGACGAAUCCGAGCCAACUGGUGGCGCGAUAUGCGCAGAUGCAGGAAAUCCCUGCAAUGCAACAAGCAUCUGCUAUGCCAGAUUAUAACCAGCAGAUGAGCUCAACCGACAUGGAACUGUUCAUGCGUGCUCCGAUUGAUGCGCCAGCGAAAAAAACACACGUGGCCACACAUUCCAACGUGUCCAGCGUCAGCAUGACUUCGACAGAGUGGGCCGCUCCCGCUGGAAUCCCAGGACCAUCACCAGAACCGCGACUGAAACGUCGCAAGCUCUCGACACGAGAACUGGGAUCGUCUGCGAAGCAGCAAAGUGCCCGUCGUCAGCACAGCCUAUCAAUCAGCAGCAAUCAGACCCAUUCCGAUCGACACAUCUCGCCACGUACAUCACAGCCGCCGCAGGAUCGGCCGCACUACAUCCCCUACAUGUCCUCACCUCAACCCGCAGCGAACGCAUACUUCGUGCCCUCGCCCGCCAUGAUGGCCUCCUCCGCCGGAGGACCACACUUCCCCCCAUCGGCCACCAUGUCUAUGGCCGGCCCGACACCACCCACCGAAUCAUUCCAGCACUUUCCCGAAGUUCCACAGCCUUCGACUUCCUCAUUGUAUCAAUUCCCGCAUCAUCCGCACACCAUGUACUCAACGGUACCACCUCCGCCGCCCGGACCAGCUACUACGACGACGGCGGCGCACAUGACCGCCGCCGCCCCGACACAGUUCAUGGCCAUGGAGCACCACCCGAACGUGUUCCAAUAUCACUGAGAGGCCCGAAAUCCUUUUUUUGACCUGAAGUUUCUCUUUUCAAUCCUCACGCGCUCUACGAAACGCCGAAUGAAACGGCGACGAGAAAUAUGUAUUGAUGAUCUCAUAUUUCCUCUGUUUCCUGUCCACAUC